UAUUUGACAAGUGACGUGUCCAAAAGGUACAACGUCACUUAAAACUAUUUAAAAAUAUGGCAAUGGUAUUGCCUUCGAUUUUGGCUCAAACAGCGGAAAAUGUAACAGAAAAUGUUAACAAAACCGAAAGAAUCCCCAGCACUCCUGAGGGAAUGGCCGUGGCCUACGGGAGUUUAGUUAUUAUGGCUAUGUUACCCAUAUUUUUUGGUUCAUACCGCUCUGUGAUUUACCAUAAGGAAAAGAAACCUGACAAAAUGACGAAAAGAGAUGCCGCUAUUUUUCCUGUAAUUGCAUCUUGCGCUCUUGUGGGCCUGUAUAUUGUUUUUAAAUUGUUUUCAAAAGAAUACAUCAAUUUGUUGCUGACGGGCUACUUUUUCUUCCUUGGAGUUUUGGCUCUGACUCAUUUAUUGAGCCCCAUAGUUAGCAAAUUAGUCCCUGCUGCAAUUCCAAACAUCCCAUUCCACAUAAUGUUUAAACAAGGGGAAGGUGAUGCGGCGGAAUACCUAAUAGAUUACCGAUUUUCCACAUACGAUGUAGUGUCAUUAGCGGCAUGCUUAUUGGUUGGAGCCUGGUAUUUGUUGCAGAAGCAUUGGGUCGCCAAUAAUUUGUUCGGUUUGGCGUUUGCAGUGAAUGCAGUCGAAUUGCUGCAUUUGAAUAAUGUGGUUACCGGUUGUAUAUUGUUGUCUGGACUGUUUGUUUAUGAUAUAUUUUGGGUGUUUGGAACCGACGUUAUGGUUACUGUCGCCAAAAGUUUUGAAGCGCCAAUAAAACUUGUGUUUCCCCAAGAUUUACUUACCAAUGGCCUGGCGGCAAACAAUUUCGCCAUGUUGGGCCUGGGAGACAUUGUGAUUCCUGGUAUUUUUAUUGCCCUACUCUUAAGAUUCGAUCACAGUCUCAAACGGAAAACCAAAACCUACUUCCAUGCCUCAGUUUUGGCAUACUUUUUGGGCUUGAUGGCGACCAUUUGUGUCAUGCAUAUCUUCAAACACGCCCAACCUGCUUUGUUGUACUUAGUUCCAGCCUGUAUUGGGACACCUUUAGGGCUUGCUCUAAUUAAGGGUGAUCUGACUGCUAUGUUUAAGUAUGAGGAUUCACAUGAGGAUGAUAAAGUCAGCAUGGAUGCCAAGAAGGAGACAAAAGAAACCAAACAGCAACAAACUUCCAAGAAAGUUAAAUGAUUUUUUUAAGUGUUAAUUAUUAAUUGUAGUUUGAAUUUGAGUAAUCUUCCAUCAUGUUCCACUGUUUUUUAUACCUACAUAUUUAAAAAAUUGUGAGAAGUUAUUUUAUUGUUUGUUUUUUGGAUUCCGAGAAUUAUAAAAAAGUAUUUAA
This is a messenger RNA of Cylas formicarius (sweet potato weevil), 1329 nucleotides long. RefSeq names its product minor histocompatibility antigen H13. The coding region runs from base 57 to 1178 and encodes 373 amino acids. NCBI's taxonomy places the organism in Eukaryota, Metazoa, Arthropoda, Insecta, Coleoptera, Brentidae. The transcript is spliced from 5 exons. Gene Ontology annotation, cellular component: cytoplasmic side of endoplasmic reticulum membrane; lumenal side of endoplasmic reticulum membrane; membrane. Gene Ontology annotation, molecular function: aspartic endopeptidase activity, intramembrane cleaving. The record is from RefSeq and is a predicted model, not a curated record. Gene Ontology annotation, biological process: membrane protein proteolysis.